AUUGUUUUGCUUUAUUUGUUGAUAUUUCACAAGUGUACUCUUGUUAAAUCAAAACCAAAAGUACAUAUACGUGUGUCAUCGUAAGACAGAAAGUCCCCCUGAAUAUGACUGCAUAGCACUGCGUGGCUAACGACAGAGGGAGGGGGCACAAAACUUCCCAGACCGCGCCCAGCUUCGGUUCAUUCCAGCAGGCAGCUAGUAACUCUCCUAGCGGUGUGAGGAGCCCACACACCAACCGAUCAAAUUAGAUAAUUACGGGAUACCGACAUUAUAGUGUAAACCAAAAGUAGAUCAGAUCAUCAUGUUUAGAAAAACUCUGAAGAAAGACCCGGAGCUCUUUCAAAACGUGUCCGAAGGUCUGCGGCGGCUUUACCGCACGAAGCUGUUCCCGCUGGAGGACACGUACCGCUUCCACGACUUCCACUCCCCGGCACUGGAAGAUGCGGACUUUGACAACAAGCCUAUGGUGCUUCUGGUGGGACAGUACUCGACCGGGAAGACAACAUUUAUCCGCCACUUGAUGGAGCAGGACUUUCCCGGUAUGCGGAUUGGCCCGGAGCCGACUACAGACUCUUUCAUUGCCGUUAUGCACGGGGAGCAGGACGGGGUGAUACCGGGGAACGCUUUGGUAGUCGACCCAAAGAAGCCCUUCCGCAAACUUAAUGCUUUUGGCAACGCUUUCCUGAACAGGUUCAUGUGUGCCCAGUUGCCUAACCCUGUUUUGGAGAGCAUCAGUAUAAUCGAUACUCCAGGAAUCCUGUCGGGAGAGAAGCAGAGGAUAAGCAGAGGUUGGCUCUUUCUCAUCACUCACUAAAUCCACAUAUUGUUAGCCUUAUAGUAUAAUUGCCAUUUCAUUUUUCUCGGUUUCUGGGUAAAUAGAACUGCUAAUGUCAAUAAGAUCACUGGGCCAGUUUGUGGUUUUUUUGUGAUUGGCUGAGGAUGGAGCCAAUGACACUAGAUGCAGCAGGGUCUGGAGAGUAGAUUGGGACAAAAAAAAA
Messenger RNA from Boleophthalmus pectinirostris (great blue-spotted mudskipper), 998 nucleotides. Its product is annotated as EH domain-containing protein 1-like. Gene Ontology annotation, biological process: endocytic recycling; protein localization to plasma membrane; cilium assembly. Gene Ontology annotation, cellular component: endocytic vesicle; cytoplasm; plasma membrane. The record is from RefSeq and is a predicted model, not a curated record. The transcript is spliced from 2 exons. Bases 302 to 814 code for a protein of 170 amino acids. Gene Ontology annotation, molecular function: cadherin binding; GTP binding. Lineage: Eukaryota; Metazoa; Chordata; Actinopteri; Gobiiformes; Gobiidae.